GAAAGAGAGUGAAGUUUGGGACUGUUAGAGAAAAUCAUCCAAUAUAAUUGAUAAGGUUCUUUGUUUUUUUUUCUUUGCAAAGCCUCCAACGCCGGUCAGACAUAGAGGGAACUAACCAAACCAUGGCCAUUCUGGCGCUCCCUUUACUCGUUUCCUUUCUAAAACCACAGACUGGUCGUUUAUCCUUCUUCCGCUUCUCCGGCAGGUCAAACCCUAGCCUCCUCCGUUUCAACCGCCGUCGCUUCACUACAACAACUGCCACUACUACAUCUUCAAUUCAGCAACACUCCUCAACAGGUCCGAACAAUGAGCAGCAGAAAUCUUCUAUCCCAACGUUUCAACAAGCCAUUCAACGACUGCAGGAGUAUUGGGCUUCUGUUGGUUGCGCAGUUAUGCAAUGCAGCAAUACAGAGGUUGGAGCUGGUACUAUGAAUCCUCUUACAUUCUUAAGGGUUCUUGGGCCUGAACCGUGGAAUGUGGCGUAUGCAGAGCCUAGUAUUCGGCCAGAUGAUAGUCGAUAUGGGGAAAACCCCAACAGACUUCAACGUCAUACUCAAUUUCAGGUUAUCCUAAAACCUGAUCCUGGAAAUUCUCAAGACCUUUUUAUUCAUAGCCUAUCAGCUUUAGGUAUUGAUGUCAAUGAACAUGAUAUACGAUUUGUGGAGGACAAUUGGGAGAGUCCAGUACUUGGUGCAUGGGGUUUGGGCUGGGAAAUCUGGAUGGAUGGGAUGGAAGUCACUCAGUUCACUUAUUUUCAACAGGCCGGAAGUGUUCAACUGUCACCAAUAUCCGUUGAAAUAACUUAUGGCCUUGAGCGGAUACUUAUGUUACUUCAGGGAGUUGAUCAUUUUAAAAAAAUUCAGUAUGCAGAUGGGAUCACAUAUGGAGAGUUGUUCUUAGAAAAUGAGAAGGAAAUGAGCGCAUAUUAUUUAGAACAUGCUAGUGUCAAUCAUGUUCAAAAGCACUUUGAUUUUUUUGAGGAAGAAGCUCGAUCCUUGCUUGCUUCAGGCCUUCCAAUUCCUGCGUAUGACCAGCUUCUGAAGACAUCUCAUGCUUUCAAUAUCUUAGAUUCUAGAGGUUAUAUUGGCGUAACUGAGCGUGCUCGUUAUUUUGGUAGAAUGCGUAGUUUAGCUCGGCAAUGUGCCCAACUUUGGUUAAAGACCAGAGAGGCCCUUGGACAUCCACUAGGUACUAUUUCUGAAACUAUGCAUCUUGAAUGUGCUAAGGAGGUUUUGGAUGAAGCAGUCAAAAAGAUGCAUGACAAACCAAGGUCAUUUGUUCUUGAAAUUGGGACUGAGGAAAUGCCUCCUCAAGAUGUAGUUCAUGCCAGCCAGCAACUUAAAGAUGCAGUGUUGCAAUUACUAGAAAAACAGAGGUUAAGCCAUGGUGACGUGGAAGCAUUCGGCACUCCUCGCCGACUAGUGGUUUGUGUUGAGAGUCUUUGUUCUAAGCAGCCAGAAGUAGAGGUUGAAGUGCGAGGACCCCCUGUUUCAAAGGCUUUUGACGAGCAAGGGAAUCCUACAAAGGCUGCUGAGGGUUUUUGCCGUAGAUACAAUGUUACCUUGGACUCAUUAUUUAUUAAGGUUGAUGGGAAAACAGAAUAUGUUUAUGUUCGUGUGACGGAGACUACUCGACUUGCUUUGGAGAUUUUAUCUAAAGAUUUGCCGCAUACCAUCAGUAAAAUAUCAUUCCCAAAGACUAUGCGUUGGAACUCUCAGGUCAUGUUCAGUAGACCUAUUCGAUGGAUAAUGGCCUUGCAUGGACAGUUGAUUGUUCCAUUUAUGUAUGCUGGAGUUUUAAGCGGCAACAAAUCUUAUGGCCUUCGUAAUACUCCUUCAGCUACUGUUCAGGUUGAAAGUGCAGAAUCUUAUGGUAGUAUAAUGAGGAAUGCUGGAAUCCGUAUUGAUAUUGAGGAAAGAAAGAGAAGUAUCUUGGAGCACUCUAAUGCAUUGGCAAAAAGUGUCAAUGGCCACAUCCUAAUUCAGAAAAACUUACUGGAUGAGGUUGUAAAUCUUGUUGAGGCACCUUUACCAGUUCUUGGGAAGUUUAAUGAGUCCUUCUUAGAGCUUCCAAAUGAUCUUUUAACAAUGGUCAUGCAGAAGCACCAAAAGUAUUUUGCUGUAACUGAUGACAGUGGAAAGCUUCUUCCGUAUUUCAUUUCUGUGGCAAAUGGACCAAUCAAUGAGAAUGUAGUUAGGCAAGGGAAUGAGGCUGUGCUCAGAGCUCGUUAUGAAGAUGCAAAAUUUUUCUAUGAGAUGGAUACCAGAAAAAAAUUCUCAGAGUUCCGGAGUCAACUAAAAGGGAUUCUUUUUCAUGAGAAGCUUGGAACAAUGCUUGACAAAAUGAUGCGCAUCGAGAACAUAGUCACCAAAGUAACUUUACUGAUGGGGGUCAGUGAAGAUAUGCUUCCGGUUGUCCAAGAUGCUGCAUCUCUUGCAAUGUCAGAUCUUGCUACAGCAGUUGUGACAGAAUUUACAGCCCUCUCUGGAAUAAUGGCACGCCACUAUGCUCUUAGAGAUGGCUAUCCAGAGCAGGUUGCAGAGGCCUUAUUAGAAAUUACACGUCCCAGAUUUUCUGGAGAUGUUCUUCCAAAAACUGAUGUCGGGAUAGUUUUGGCAGUUGCUGACAGAUUAGACAGCCUUGUUGGUUUAUUUGCUGCUGGUUGUCAGCCUAGUUCCACUAAUGAUCCUUUUGGGCUACGGAGAAUUUCUUAUGGUCUAGUCCAAAUAUUGGUGGAGAAGGAAAAAAAAUUGGAUUUGUUGCAUGCUUUAAGAAUCGCAGCAGAUGUUCAACCUAUUAAAGUUGAAGCUGACCUGAUAGAUGAUGCAUAUCAAUUUGUUACUCGGAGAUUGGAGCAGUAUCUGGUUGAUAAGGGAAUCAGUGCAGAUAUUGUUCGCUCAGUCCUUGCAGAACGUGCAACCUUUCCCUGUCUGGCAGCAAAGACGGCAUACAGAAUGGAAACUUUGUCAAGUGGCGAUCUUUUCCCAAAGGUAGUUGAAGCAUAUUCUCGUCCGACAAGGAUUGUUCGUGGAAAGGAUGUGGAGUCUGAUAUUGAGGUGGACGAGGCUGCAUUUGACACAGCUGAAGAGAAAGCCUUAUGGGACACCUUCAAGUCAGCAAAAAGCAAAAUCUAUCCUGAUAUUGAGAUAGACAAGUUUGUUGAAGUGUCUUCAGAGCUACUGCAGCCACUCGAGGAUUUCUUCAAUAAUGUCUUUGUCAUGGUGGAAGAUGAAAGGAUCAGGAAGAACAGACUUGCUCUUCUAAAGAAAAUUGCAGAUCUACCUCGAGGAAUAGCAGACCUCUCCAUUUUGCCAGGAUUUUAGAUGUUAUUAAACGAUUAUCUAGUAUUAGCCAAGUAUUAGAGGCGAAGAAAAGUCGAGGCAGAUUUUACGGUGAGUAAUGUAUAAUUAAUUCGGGAGUAUUAUUAUUUUGAGGGGAAGGGGUCGAUAUAAAUGAAGCCUCCAGGGUCCAGCUAUUGCGAGGCUUGUGAAAUUUUGUAACAUUUAUUUAUUAAGUUGUUUUUGUUUUAUUCAAUUUUAUUUGAGAA
Molecule: messenger RNA, 3547 nt
Organism: Mercurialis annua (annual mercury)
Lineage: Eukaryota; Viridiplantae; Streptophyta; Magnoliopsida; Malpighiales; Euphorbiaceae
Product: glycine--tRNA ligase, chloroplastic/mitochondrial 2
Exons: 36
Coding region: 123-3323 (1066 amino acids)
Biological process (GO): glycyl-tRNA aminoacylation; arginyl-tRNA aminoacylation
Cellular component (GO): mitochondrion; chloroplast stroma; cytoplasm
Molecular function (GO): ATP binding; arginine-tRNA ligase activity; glycine-tRNA ligase activity
Source: RefSeq, a predicted model, not a curated record